AAUCCUCACUGUAAUAAAUUCUCAACGUUUGAAGUCAGUGACGAAAUUAAACAUUCCGACAUUCCGUUCAAUUUGUUAUUUUUCAUCGGCCGCACAAAUAGUGCUCGCUUUUUAUUUUUAUUUCGUGCAUCUCUCUUUUUUCUCUUUUUUUGUUAACGUCAUUUGAUUCAAUUAUUUUUCUUUUCUACUCUUAAGUUUUCUUUAACCUUGCAUAAAUAACAGAGUAAAAAAGGACAAUGCAGCUCGCCUUCGUUUCACCAGGAUGUGCACUCUGUUGCCAGGUUCUCUCAGUAUUCGGCAUAGUAUUCCUGGUCAUUCUGGGCUUUCUAUUCACAGCCGAGGUGAAGGAGCUGACAGGCUCGACAGAAGACCCAGUUAACCCGAAGGAGGUCGGACACGCGUGCUUCGUCGCCGCCGCCAUUUACGCCGCUUUCUUCUUGUGCUGCUCGUGUCAGCAGAUGGUUCGUCAGAGCGACAUACGGCGAGCAAGACGUCUCUGAGAAUAUAUCGACAUACAGACAUACAAACCCACAUGGUAGCAUUAGCUGCUGUACAUGUUUGUUUAUUUCUUUUAUUGGAAAUGUGGUAUGGGCUCAGCUCCGACGUUACCCGCCAGACUCUCGUAACCCUUGUCCCCUUUUCUCUUCAUACAUUUUUAAUCAAAAUUGUGUUUCAUUCAUUU
Molecule: messenger RNA, 682 nt
Organism: Kickxella alabastrina
Lineage: Eukaryota; Fungi; Kickxellomycota; Kickxellomycetes; Kickxellales; Kickxellaceae
Exons: 1
Coding region: 237-500 (87 amino acids)
Molecular function (GO): RNA endonuclease activity
Source: RefSeq, a predicted model, not a curated record